This is a messenger RNA of Staurois parvus, 259 nucleotides long. NCBI's taxonomy places the organism in Eukaryota, Metazoa, Chordata, Amphibia, Anura, Ranidae. The record is from the annotation of a GenBank genome assembly.
AGCUCAUUGGUUACUAUGCAAAGCUGCACCAGAUUCAGUGUGCACCAGUUUAAGUAAAUCUACUCCAUAGCACUAAAGCCAGGGGCGGACUGACAACUCAUGGGGCCCCCGGGCAAUAGGGGAUCAUGGGGCCCCUAUGUCCUUGCCCAAACUCAAAAAAGCCUAUGAAAAAGGUACCAGGGGCAUCUCAUGGGGCCCCCUACUGACCCCGGGCCCUCGGGCAUUGCCCGAGUUUCCAAAUGGUCAGUCCGCCCCUGGU